CUUGGUAAAGCAUCCUCUGAAGCGAGGAGUUCGAUUAGGACUUCAUUACGCACUCCUGAAAGCUGUGGGAUACCUUGUACCCUUGUCCCCGACCAUGGCACCUGUGAUCUUGCUGUUGUUUCUCCUGCUCUCAGGAAGUAUGUCUUUAGACAUGAAGCCUAAAAAAUCCGCACUGCAUCAACUUACCAAAAGCCUCCUUCGGAAUUACAGGAAGGGAGUCCGUCCUGUCCGGAACUGGACUCAAUCAACCAUGGUUUACAUUGACUUCAUUACGCAGUCUAUCCUGGAAGUGGAUGGACAGAACCAGAAAGUGACCUUAAGCGUUUGGUAUCGUCAGAUUUGGAAUGAUGAAUUUUUAGUUUGGGACCCCGCAGAAUUUGACGGAAUCAAUGAAAUCUCCUUGUCUUUUGACGCCAUCUGGGUUCCUGACAUAAUCAUCAGUGAAUU
Molecule: messenger RNA, 447 nt
Organism: Polyodon spathula (Mississippi paddlefish)
Lineage: Eukaryota; Metazoa; Chordata; Actinopteri; Acipenseriformes; Polyodontidae
Product: 5-hydroxytryptamine receptor 3B-like
Exons: 4
Biological process (GO): chemical synaptic transmission; monoatomic ion transmembrane transport; nervous system process
Cellular component (GO): synapse; neuron projection; membrane
Molecular function (GO): transmembrane signaling receptor activity; extracellular ligand-gated monoatomic ion channel activity; neurotransmitter receptor activity
Source: RefSeq, a predicted model, not a curated record